This is a messenger RNA of Phasianus colchicus (ring-necked pheasant), 768 nucleotides long. The record is from RefSeq and is a predicted model, not a curated record. NCBI's taxonomy places the organism in Eukaryota, Metazoa, Chordata, Aves, Galliformes, Phasianidae.
CCCCCAAUAGGCCGUUGGUGCCGGGCGCUGCUGCGGGACUACGCGGAGGCGCUGCGGGAGACGCUCCGUUGGGCGCGGCGCCGCCCGGUGUCGGCGGGAGCGGCGUUGGCGGCGUUGGGGGGAGCGGCGGCCGCCGUCCGUUCCGUCCCGGAUCGGCGUUCGUUCGACGCGGCGCUGCUGGACGCCGCCUCCGCUUUGCUGCUGCUGCCCCCGAAGACGCGGAACGCCGCGGCCGAGCGCCACGUGCAGCAGCUGCAGCGCCGCCGGGAUCGCGGGCAGCUCCGUUACCGGCACCUGGCGCUGCUGGCCGUGCUGUACGAGGAGCCGCACGACGCCGCCGUAGCGCUGUACCGGGCGCGGUGCCCCCACGUGCGGCCCCGCUGGACGCGGCUGUGGGACGUGGGGUUCGCCGGGCGGUGGUGGGCGCUGGAAGCGCUGAGCCGGGACUGCGACGUCAACGACGAGGAGUUCGCCGCUCUGCCCGCCCCGCUCCGCCGGUUCCGGCCCGGGGAGCUCCGCAGCGACGGCACCGAACGGCUCCGGGAGCGCCGAGAGCGGCCCGCCGUGCUGCUGCCCCGGGACGGCGAUGCGGACUGAGCGGGGCUGCGGGGAUCCGCCACGGGCGGGCGGCUGUCGGGAGCGGCGGCUGUCGGGAGCGGCUGUCGGGAGCGGCUGUCGGGAACGGCUGUCGGGAACGGCUGUCGGGAACGGCUGUCGGGAACGGCGGCCGUUCGUCGCCCCGCCGCGUUGUUCGGCCGUUCGGUGCCG